Messenger RNA from Arabis nemorensis, 216 nucleotides. The record is from the annotation of a GenBank genome assembly. NCBI's taxonomy places the organism in Eukaryota, Viridiplantae, Streptophyta, Magnoliopsida, Brassicales, Brassicaceae.
AUGUCAGCAUGUGAAGAAUUCACAAACGUUUAUGUGAAGAAUCUGGUUGAAGGUGUCACGGAGGAUAUUCUACUUCUACAUAGAUUGUUUUCACCCAGAAAGAAAUGGCUUUCUCUUGAAGUAAUCGCAUGUUCCUUACCAUCGGAGGGGUUGAUUGGCAUCUCCGUCACUGUUCAUCACUGUUGCUCGACGUCGCCACCAUCUGAAGAUCCCUAA